This is a messenger RNA of Gigantopelta aegis, 429 nucleotides long. Its product is annotated as sushi, nidogen and EGF-like domain-containing protein 1. NCBI's taxonomy places the organism in Eukaryota, Metazoa, Mollusca, Gastropoda, Neomphalida, Peltospiridae. Gene Ontology annotation, biological process: cell-matrix adhesion. The record is from RefSeq and is a predicted model, not a curated record.
AUGGUGAUUUGUCAUAUCUUGCUGCUAUACAGCUAUACAUCAUCACCAUUUCCUCUGAGUUAUCCUAUAAUAGCUCCUUAUUGGGCUGAUGUUGAUACACGUGGUACUGGGUCUGUCUAUUACAGAGAAACAUCUAGUGCAUCAAUUAUAUCAACAGUAGCAAGUCAUGUGUCUAAUGCUUUUCCAUCUCAGUCACCAUUCUAUGCCACUAGUGUUGUCAUUGCUACAUGGUAUAGGGUUGGUUACUAUAAUCGACAUACUGACAAAGUGGAGGUUUCUAAUGGCUUUGGAGGGACACCAGCACAAGUAGGAUUUAAUGCUGGAGAUAACACAAACUACUAUGCAGUUCCUGGAUCAGAAACAUCUAGUAUUGUAAACAUAGAAACUACCAGUAAUGUUGGGGUAGCUGGAAUGUGGGUUUUCAAGUGA